Molecule: messenger RNA, 1546 nt
Organism: Scophthalmus maximus (turbot)
Lineage: Eukaryota; Metazoa; Chordata; Actinopteri; Pleuronectiformes; Scophthalmidae
Gene: arl14
Product: ADP-ribosylation factor-like 14
Exons: 1
Coding region: 115-720 (201 amino acids)
Biological process (GO): intracellular protein transport; vesicle-mediated transport
Cellular component (GO): cytoplasm
Molecular function (GO): GTP binding; GTPase activity
Source: RefSeq, a predicted model, not a curated record
AAUCCAUUAAACUCCGGGCCACGCACAAAGCAAACACUGCGUCGACGGAGCACCGGGAGGGGAAGAGGUGACGAUCCCACUUGAAGUUUGCUCUCUUUCUCUUUCUUCGUCGCCAUGGGUCUUCGCGGAUCUAAACAUCCCGAGGCCAAAGUUCUCCUCCUGGGCCUGGACAACGCCGGGAAGUCGACCCUCCUCUACAAGCUCAAGUACGACGCGCGCGUCAGCACCGUGGCGACCAUCGGCUUCAACGUGGAAAUGCUCGACGCCAGGAAGAACAGGAAGAACGUCUACUUAACCAUGUGGGACGUCGGCGGCCAGGGGAUGAUGCGCGAGCACUGGAAGAGCUUCCACGCGGACGCGGCCGCCGUCGUGUUCGUCGUGGACAGCUCGGACAGGGAGCGACUGCGGGAGGCGCGCCGGGAGCUGGAGAGGACGCUGCGCAGCGAGCAGCUGACGGGCCGGCCGCUCAUUCUCCUCGCCAACAAGCAGGACGUGAACGGCGCCCUGACCGCCACGGAGAUCGCGGACAGGUUCAACCUGAGAAAGAUCUGCCACGACCGCGACUGGUUCGCCCAGCCCUGCUCCGCGUCGACGGGAUUCGGGGUGGAGGAGGCCUUCAGGCGGGUGGUGCAGACGGCCAAACUCCCGUCAGACUCUGGGGCGAUGAAAGACAACAUCAAGGAAACAGUGCACAACCUGAAGGCGGCCAGCAGACAUUAGGUUUUAUUUAGUUCAAAUGUUCUCAUUUUCAGACCACUGGCAAUAUUGCAAAAAUGAUAAGUUGUUCUGCGUCGAGACAGCUUUGUGCCAACAAUGAAUCACGUUCGAAGAGAUGCGACCGUUUGGUGCAGUCUAUGAAUAGGAAUCACCAGAAGUUGGAACUACAGAGUUUUGCAAAAUAUCAGUAAAUAUCAGUAUAUCUACAGUUGUUGUGGUGCCACAGGAAACACAAUUUGCCAUUAAAAACACUGUCAAGUACCUAAUACAUGCAAUAAGUAACUGCAGAUAGGUUUUCAUUGGUGUAUAUGACUAUAUCUUCUUUCAAUUAUUAAACAGAGUUCGGUUAUCUCACGCAGCCAUGGGCCGGUACAUUAAGCUCCUGGGUCCACGGAGGCACUUCACAUUACUUAAGCAUCACUGUCAGCGAGAUAAGAAACAAUGAUACGUCCUCAGGUAUAAGGUUUUGGUGAUGUGGGUCCUGCUGCAGUGAACAUGUGGUUUCAAAAUUACGCUUUAUCAAUUGUUAGUGAUCGAUUACUACAUUCUCUUCUUUAUCUCUUUCGGACAAUUCAGCCAUUCAGUCUGCAUGGGGAGAGUAUUAGUAAAUCAUUAAGGGAUGAAUAGUUUGGGUUUUUACAAUGAUCCUCAAGUCGAAUGGUAAAUUUGAAGUUGAUCAUUUUUCAAAUGUCAACAUUAUUGAUCUCGUGCUGCAGAAUGGCUGGUCAAAGGGAAUUGGCAACCGCAAUCUUGGUCCUGUAUGGUUUAUCAUCGAAUGCCUUAUUAUUGAUUGUUACAUGACGUAUUAACAUUAAAGGCAUUGAGCCUC